Molecule: messenger RNA, 756 nt
Organism: Perkinsus marinus ATCC 50983
Lineage: Eukaryota; Perkinsozoa; Perkinsida; Perkinsidae
Product: 2-heptaprenyl-1,4-naphthoquinone methyltransferase, putative
Exons: 5
Coding region: 15-692 (225 amino acids)
Molecular function (GO): S-adenosylmethionine-dependent methyltransferase activity
Source: RefSeq, a predicted model, not a curated record
CUGUUAUAUUCCCAAUGCCUAGUUGCCCGGUGGAGGUCCUAUUCGAUGCUGAUCAUUACCCUGAGGGGCCCAACAGGAACUUCAAGGAAGCCUCCGAGCAGGAGCUCUUGGAUGAGUUCCUCCCCAAAUUCGAAGGGAAUCGACAAUUGAAAAACCAUCUUGACAGUUUGAUCAACAUACUCGACCUCAAGGAUAACACUGUGAGUGUGGAUGUUGGUGCUGGCACUGGUCUCCUCACACGAGAGUUGGCCCGACCUGUCGAUGCUAAAGUGUAUGCCACGGAGAUCUCUCAAGGGUUCCUGGACUAUCUGAAGAAGGACGAUCGCAUUGACAAGGAAAAAGUGCAUCUCAUCAAGUGUACAGAAGAGAGCCUCUGCCUCCCUGAGGCGGUGAAGGGCACCGUAGACCUCGUUCUGGUCUGCGAUGUCUAUCAUCAUUUUACCCAUCCCAACGCAGUUCUGAGUGACAUGAAGGCCGCUCUCAAGAAUGAAGGCAGGCUCGUUCUCGUGGACUACUGGAGGGACCCCAACAAGUCGAGCAAAACUGAUAAAAACUGGGUUUUCACACAUAUACGAGGAGAUAAGGAAGACUUCGUCCGGGAGAUUGUCGCGGCUGGCUUCCGCGUUGUCGAGGAGCCGGAGAUUCAAGGAGUAGAGGAGAACUACGUUGUUGUUUUCAAGAAGGCACUCUGAUGAUGUACACAAUGUUUGGAACUUCCUAACGCCACGUUCCUUUAUUGGCUAUGUUUCCACUCAA